Molecule: messenger RNA, 1809 nt
Organism: Saccostrea cuccullata (small rock oyster)
Lineage: Eukaryota; Metazoa; Mollusca; Bivalvia; Ostreida; Ostreidae
Exons: 2
Coding region: 1-1809 (602 amino acids)
Cellular component (GO): nucleus
Molecular function (GO): DNA binding
Source: RefSeq, a predicted model, not a curated record
AUGACGGAAAAUUCGAGAAAAAGAUAUCAGUAUGAGAAGGCAAAUCUUCAACGUGCAUAUGAUGCUGUUGUGUCAGAGGGAAUGUCUGUUUAUAAGGCGUCUAGGGUAUUUUUCGUGCCAGAGCAAACUCUUAGGGACAGAGUAAAGGAAAAAGUUCCACUAACUGCAAAAUUAGGUUAUGAUAACAUUUUUACUUUCAAAGAGGAAGAAGCAUUGGCACAGCAUCUAAUAUAUAUGGCCGGAAUCGGAUAUGGUUAUACAAAAAUGGACAUUCAGAGGAUGGCAAGAGAGUAUGCACAUUCCCUAAACAAAAAGCUUCACACAAAGAAGGAAAAUACUGACCAUCUCAGUAACAAUUGGUUUUAUGGCUUUUUACGCCGCUGGCCUGACUUGAAACUGGUGAAACCACAAAAACUUUCAAUUGCUAGAGCAAAAAAUGCAUCCCCUGAAAAAUUGAAAGCUUAUUUCAAGGAACUGUCCACAAUAUUAACAAAACAUGAAUUAUCGGACAAACCAAAUCAAAUAUUCAAUAUUGACGAAACAGGAAUUUCGACUGACCAUUCGCCACCCAAAAUUGUUUGUGGAAAAGAUGUAAACCCUCAAUCCAUAACAUCUCCACGAUCUUCUACUAUCACUAUCAUUGCCGGAGGAAAUGCUGCAGGUCAUUUUUUGCCCCCAUUUUAUGUUUUCCCAGGUAAAAGAUUGAAUGCUGAAUUCCUAAAUGGUGCCAUAUCUGGAUCUUCGGGAGCAAUGAGUGAUAGUGGUUGGUCAAAUGGCAAAAUCUUUGAACAGUACCUGACAACCCAUUUUGUAGCAAAUGCCAGGAUACAAAAUCAGGACCCUGUUCUCAUCCUUUUAGAUGGACAUCGAUCCCAUAUUAGCUUAACGUUGACUGACUGGGCACAAAGAAAUAACAUAAUAUUAUUUGUUCUCCCUCCGCACAGCAGCCAUCUGACCCAGCCAUUAGAUGUUGGGGUGUUUGGGCCACUCAAAAAAAUCUAUAACAGAGAAUGUGCUGUGUUCUUACAGAAGCACCCAGGGAGAAAUAUAACUAGGUAUGAUAUUGCAGAGCUCACAGCAACACCCUACCUUAAAGCAAUGUGUCCGGACAACUUAAUUUCAGCCUUCAGAAAAACAGGUGUGUUUCCAGUUGACCCAAAAGCAAUUACAGAUCAACAGAUGGCUCCAUCAAUAAUUUAUGUAGAUGCUGAUCAACCUCAACAGAAUGUAGAGAUGACAGAAACAUGCUUCCAAGCUCAUUUUGAUCAUGAUCAUCCAAGUUCUCAAAGUCAUGAUUCUUCAAUUCAACAGGAACAUGCCACAACGGAGCCAUUAUCUCAGACACGUAUAUGUAAUGAUCCCCCACAUUUCUUCAGCAGUCGAAAAAUUACAGAAGUCCGAACAGAAAGCAAGAAAAAAAGAAAAUUCAUCCCGCCAUUCCUAGCUGGCUCUCUUUUGAAGAAAACAAACCAGGAUAUUCUGAAAUCUGCGGAAGCAAAGAAGAAGAAGAAGGUUCUUGAGGACACGCAGCCAUCCACAUCUGGAACAUCAACAACAGAAGUCAAAAAAUCCAAAAAGACCACGGAUCCGAUUAUUGAGGAUGGUAGUGACAGUGAAGGUCAAACAGAAGAUGAAGUUUGCUGUGUUUGUCAGAGGUGGGAACCAGCGGGGCUGAGAAGCAUACCCGGUAUUUUGUUUGUCCAAUGGGGGAAGUGUGACUUCUGUUCCCACUGGACUCAUUUAAAAUUCUGUACCAAUGUAAGAGUGCUUCGUACCUCGAGCACAUUCAGAUGCCCUCACUGUGAGUAA